This is a messenger RNA of Harpegnathos saltator (Jerdon's jumping ant), 1022 nucleotides long. RefSeq names its product tRNA splicing endonuclease subunit 34 (gene Tsen34). The record is from RefSeq and is a predicted model, not a curated record. Lineage: Eukaryota; Metazoa; Arthropoda; Insecta; Hymenoptera; Formicidae. Gene Ontology annotation, molecular function: nucleic acid binding; tRNA-intron lyase activity. Gene Ontology annotation, cellular component: tRNA-intron endonuclease complex. Bases 65 to 976 code for a protein of 303 amino acids. The transcript is spliced from 5 exons. Gene Ontology annotation, biological process: tRNA splicing, via endonucleolytic cleavage and ligation; tRNA-type intron splice site recognition and cleavage.
ACGGUCUUUAUUAAUAUCUAGUCAAUGACAUAAGUAUCAAUUAUAAACUGAAAGAAUUAUAAUUAUGUCAAGUAUUAUGUAUCUCGCUUUUUCAAAAAAUAAUGUUUUUAUUUGGAAUGCUGAUGAUUGGUUGAAACUUCGACGGGAUCACAGAAUACUUGGUGAAUUAAUAGGAUCCUUUCCAAAAUUAUCUAGGCAGGAAGUAUUUUUAGGCCUUCCACUGCUUCUACUACCAGAAGAAGUAACACUUUUGAUUGAAAAAAAUAUUGCUUGUUUGAUACAAUGUUGUAGUUUAGAAAAACCACCAACUGUAUCAUUAAGUAUAAAAUUUGAAGAAUAUAGAAAUACAUUAUUUACACAACAAUCAGAAUGUCUCAUAGAAAACAGAAGAAAACAGAUAACUACCUUAAUGGACAAAAUUGUAGAAGGAAAGAAACGUAAAAUGCUAGGUUUGCACACAAAUAAGAAGAAAAUGAGAAAGACGCUGGAUAAAAAAACACAAGAAGCAUUAGACAGCAUUAAAAUUAACACUCAAGAUUUGCUUGAAGAAGAACUAGCUAAAUUACCUAAAUUAACUAAAAAUGAAGCAUUUAUUCAAACACAUACAGCAUAUCCAUGGUUUAAUCAUUGUGAUAUAGAAACAGUGCAAUGGAAAUAUCCAUUUACUUCUGAUCAGCUAAUUAGGUAUAAAGUAUACAAGGAUCUUCAUGAAAGAGGAUAUUAUAUUAGUAGUGGUGAUAAAUUUGGUGGUGAUUUUUUAGUAUAUCCAGGUGAUCCAAUAAUGUUCCAUUCACAAUUUAUUGUGCAAUGUCAAUGUGAAAAGGAAGAGAUAUCUGUUAUAGAACUUAUUGCAAAAUGCAGAAUUAGUUGUCACGUACGAAAAACAUUAGUAUUUGCUAUGUAUUGCAAAGAAAAAGACAAAGUAAAAUAUCAGUCUUUACAAUGGGCAGAAAAUAACAUACUCGAAAAUAGUUGAUAUAAUAAAGAAAGUACAAUUGCUUGAUAAAAAUAAUGUAUAUAUG